Molecule: messenger RNA, 567 nt
Organism: Hydatigera taeniaeformis
Lineage: Eukaryota; Metazoa; Platyhelminthes; Cestoda; Cyclophyllidea; Taeniidae
Source: the annotation of a GenBank genome assembly
AUGCUACCCUCUCCGCGGUGUUUGGGCCUAGCGCUGGAGUGGUCCUGUCAUGGUGUACCAUGGUUCAUCUUCUCCGGAGGAUGGAUUCUCGGUCUGCUCAUCAGCAGCAUGGCCCCACCACCCUCAGCUAGUCCCAUUUCCGACCCCUACGUGGCGUCGCGAAGUUCACGCAAUCUCUAUGGUUGGCGCGCCGCAUGUCUCCUCUUCGCCUUGGUCCUCGACGUUCUCGUUGUCGGGUGUCUGAAAUUCAUAGUUAAGCGGCCUCGUCCCGAGGCCAACUACUCCUCUGAUAUGCUGCUUACCGUUUCAAUUGACGAUUGGUCUUUCCCCUCUGGUCACUCGAGCCGAGCGGGAAUGUUGCAGUGGUUGUUGCCGUGGCUUUUUAAUCUGUCGGGCUUUUCGCGACUUCUCAUCUCCGUGUGGGCAGUCUCGGUGUGCGUCUCGCGCCUUGUCAUGCGACGCCACCACCUUGAGGACAUCCUCUUCGGCUACGCCUUAGGUUUCUGCCUCUAUUACCUCAUCACGUGGUGUAUCGAUUGGCCCUACUGGUUUCGCUUCCUUGGCUGA